Messenger RNA from Phalacrocorax carbo (great cormorant), 1535 nucleotides. The record is from RefSeq and is a predicted model, not a curated record. NCBI's taxonomy places the organism in Eukaryota, Metazoa, Chordata, Aves, Suliformes, Phalacrocoracidae.
AUGGCCAGGGAAAACCAAAGCAUAGUGACAGAAUUCAUCUUUCAAGGCCUUUCCUCCCAGCCAAGGACACAGACUGUUCUUUUCAUAGUAUUCCUGGGUUUUUAUCUGUUCACAAUUGCUGGGAACAUCAUGAUCAUAACGGCGAUCAGAGCUGAUUGCCAGCUGCAGUCACCCAUGUACUUUUUCCUUGCCAACUUGUCCUUCUUAGAUAUCGCCUACGUCUCCAGCAACAUCCCCCAGAUGCUGGUGAACCUCUUGACCAAGAAGAGGACCAUCUCCUUCUCUGGAUGUGCCGCUCAGAUGUAUUUCUCUCUGGCUUUUGGCAUGACAGAGUGUGUUCUGCUCGGAGUCAUGGCCUACGACCGAUAUAUGGCAAUAUGUCACCCCUUGCUCUACACCACCGUCAUGAACAGGAAGGUUUGCAUUCAUGUGGUCGUGGCUUCCUGGACCAGCAGCCUACUGAGCUCCAUGGUCAUCAACAGCCUCACCUUGCGGCUGCCCCUCUGCGGGCCUGGCAUCUUGAACCAUUACUUCUGCGAAGUGCCAGCAGUGCUGGCCUUGGCCUGCACCGACACUGCCCUCAUGAAACUGGUCAUCUUCAUCUUCAGCAUCCUCAUAGUCUUCAUCCCCUUUCUUCUGAUCAUCACCUCCUAUGCCCGUAUCCUUUCUGUCAUCUUGAAGAUUCAAUCUGCACAUGCACAAUCCAAGGCCUUCUCCACCUGUGGAUCCCACCUGACGGUGGUAACCGUAUUCUAUGGGACAGCCAUCUGCAUGUACAUGAACCCUAAGACAAGGCCUCCACAGGAUGGGGACAAGGUGAUUGCAGUGUUUUACACCGUUGUAGCCCCAAUGCUGAACCCCCUCAUCUACGGCCUCAGGAACAAAGAAAUGAAGCGUGCCCUGAGAAGGGCAAUAAAUAGACCCAAAUCCCUGUUUAUUUAAAGGCUUUUCAGGGAUCGGUAGUAUUGCAUUUUGUUCUAUGACUUAAAAAAAUACUUAAAUGUGAUUAUUUCUCUGCAAUUGUCCUAGACUUAUUUUUACAAAGACUGAGAGGAAAUCAUAAAUGUGCUGAAUUCAACAGCACCUAAACAAAAAGACCUUGCAUACAAAUAACUUUCUAAAUAAUGUUUGGGAUUUGGCCUAAAACCCAGAGGCUAAAUAAAGACAUUGCGACUUCAGCCUGCCUCACCCUGGCAAUUCAUUUAAAACAGAAGUGGAGAAUGCCACGAGCAUCGUGGCAAGAAAGAAAAAAAAAAAGAAAAACGAAAAAAUAAAGAACGGUGAGAAAAAUUAAGUGCUUUAUAUAAAGCUUAAAAUGUAUUUUGCUUCUGAAGUGUUUUGUAAUUAACUUCAGAGCAUACAAACGUUUAAGUUACGUUGCAAACAUGAGCUGCUACUGCUAUUUCUCUUCAGACCUGAAGACUUCUCCAUGCCCGUUAUGUUGGUGAGCAAAGUUGCCAUCUUCUCCAAUAAAGGGUGCAGCUGUUUGCAACUAAUAACUAUCCCCUUGUGCUGUGAGUGUUUUCUCAACCCUG